GCAGCUUUUGUGACAGGAGGUCUGACUAGGUCUUAUUAGUCCGCAACCAUGGUGCAGAAAUAUCAGUCACCUGUGCGGGUGUAUAAGCACCCUUUUGAGUUAAUUAUGACUGCAUAUGAAAGAAGAUUUCCCACAUGUCCUCUAAUCCCAAUGUUUGUAGCUAGUGAUAUUGUGAAUGAAUUCAAGAGUGAAGAUGGAGCUAUUCAUGUGAUCGAAAGGCGUUGUAAACUGGAUAUAGAUGCACCACGAUUAUUGAAAAGGAUUGCAGGAGUAGAUUAUGUUUACUUUGUCCAGAAGAACUCCUUGAACAGACAAGAUCGAACUUUGCACAUAGAGGCCUACAAUGAAACCUUUUCUAACAGAGUCAUCAUUAAUGAGCACUGCUGUUACACAGUUCACCCGGAUAAUGAAGACUGGACCUGUUUUGAACAGUCAGCAAGCCUAGAUAUCAAGUCUUUCUUUGGCUUUGAAAGCACAGUGGAAAAGAUUGCCAUGAAACAAUACACAAGCAAUAUAAAAAAGGGGAAGGAAAUAAUAGAAUAUUACCUGAAGCAGAUGGAAGAAGAAGGGAUAACAUUUGUUCCUCGUUGGACGAUUCCUGUUAUGUAUAAAUUAGAAAACAGCACAUUCCACAUUGCACAGCCAAGUUCUCCUGUUAUCAGCGUACCAGAUACUGCCAUCAAGGAGGGACAAAACAAUAAGGAAGUGCUCAACACCUCCAGCAGCCCAUCAGACCCCACAGCAGGAACACCUGAUGACAAACUUGAUGCAGACUACAUAAAGCGGUAUCUGGGUGACUUGACACCAUUGCAGGAAAGCUGCCUCAUUCGGCUUCGACAGUGGCUCCAGGAAACACACAAGGGCAAAAUCCCAAAAGAUGAACACAUUUUACGAUUCUUGCGUGCCCGGGACUUCAAUAUUGACAAAGCCAGAGAGAUCCUUUGCCAAUCACUAACAUGGCGUAAACAGCACCAGGUGGACUAUAUUCUGGAUACCUGGAACCCACCACAAGUAUUGCAAGAUUAUUAUGCAGGAGGUUGGCAUCACCAUGACAAAGAUGGGCGCCCUCUGUAUGUGUUGAGGUUGGGACAGAUGGAUACCAAAGGCUUAGUGCGAGCUCUUGGGGAGGAAGCCUUGCUUCGAUAUGUUCUUUCUAUAAAUGAAGAAGGAUUGAGGCGAUGUGAAGAGAAUACAAAAGUAUUCGGCAGGCCUAUAAGCUCUUGGACUUGUUUGGUGGAUUUGGAGGGCUUGAAUAUGCGACAUUUAUGGAGACCUGGCGUCAAAGCAUUACUAAGAAUCAUUGAAGUGGUUGAAGCCAAUUACCCUGAAACAUUGGGCCGCCUUCUUAUCUUGCGUGCUCCCAGAGUAUUUCCAGUCCUCUGGACACUGGUUAGUCCUUUCAUUGAUGAUAACACCAGAAAGAAAUUCCUUAUUUAUGCAGGAAAUGACUACCAAGGUCCUGGAGGGCUGCUGGAUUACAUUGAUAAAGAAAUUAUCCCAGAUUUCCUUAGUGGAGAGUGCAUGUGUGAAGUUCCUGAGGGUGGGCUAGUUCCUAAGUCUCUAUAUCGGACUGCUGAAGAAUUGGAAAAUGAAGACAUAAAACUGUUGACUGAAACCAUUUAUCAGUCUGCAAGUGUCUUCAAGGGAGCUCCACAUGAGAUUCUUAUUCAGAUUGUAGAUGCCUCAUCUGUGAUCACGUGGGAUUUCGAUGUGUGCAAAGGUGACAUUGUUUUUAACAUCUAUCAUUCCAAGAGAGCACCACAACCUCCUAAAAAGGACUCUUUGGGCAGCCACAGCAUUACAUCUCCUGGAGGGAACAAUAUACAGCUAAUAGACAAAGUCUGGCAGUUAGGGCGUGAUUACAGUAUGGUGGAGUCCCCACUUAUCUGCAGGGAAGGGGAGAGUGUGCAGGGGUCACAUGUGACCAGAUGGCCUGGCUUCUAUAUUCUUCAAUGGAAAUUUCAUAGUAUGCCUGCCUGUGCUACAACCAGCCUGCCUCGUGUGGAUGAUGUACUGGCGUCUCUACAGGUCUCCUCACAUAAGUGUAAAGUGAUGUACUAUACAGAAGUGUUAGGAUCAGAAGAUUUCAGAGGAUCUAUGACCAGCCUUGAAUCAAGUCACAGUGGAUUCUCCCAGCUCAGCGCUGCCACAACCUCUUCCAGCCAGUCCCACUCCAGCUCCAUGAUUUCCAGGUAGUGCUACUGCAAAUGAAAAGCAAAUGGAUAACAUGGCUGGACCCUCAUCUGCGACAGCUGACUGCAAUACAGCAUAUUUAAGUGGCAUUGCAAAAAACAAAACCCUUUUGUUAGAUAGUAAAGUAGCAGUUUGAAUUUUAAAUGUAGUGUUUCUGUUCAAGUUAGUUCGGACAGCUAGUCUCUUUAACUUUUACCCCUUUCCCCUAACUCAGCCAUAGAUUUUUGUAAGCAUGCUUGCACAAAUCCUCACCCUUAAAAUACAAGGGCUGUUUUGGAAGGAAAAGAAUAACGCGCUGAUUAAGAAUUAUUUUUUAAGAAUGGGAAAAAGCAAAAAGCAGUCCUACCAAAAAUAUUCCAUGGUGCAUUAGAAAGCAAACAGAAUUCUCCUGCCUUCUCGCCACAUUAUGGAAUACCCUGUGAUCUUCCAGCUGCUGCAAGCUCUCUUGCCACUGCCACCCACUCACACUGCUGUUCAAGAGAAAGCAGUUCCUGUGCAAGUGGAAAGUAGUUACAGCAGAGUUGUGGGUAAGCCAUUAACACUAAUAUCUAUUGCAUGAGCACAUUGUUGGGGAUUCCCAACUCUGAAUGUUUAGGGUAAAUCUUCACAGGGAUAAAAGACUUGUGGCUGAAUUGCUGUGCUGGUGUUUGGGCUCAAGCAAGAGCCUAAGCUCUGGGACCCUGGGUGAGUGGAGGGUGCCAGCACUUGGGCCCAAGACCAAGUUCACUGAUGUGCCACCAGCUGAAAUAUUUUAUCCCCAUGUAGACAUACUCUUAGGGGUUAAAAGCAAGUUUAGCUCUUUCCUUGAACUUUUAUUUUAAGCCAUGAAUGUGGUAUGGAGAGGGGCAGAGAACAAGCUUUCCUUCACCAUGAUGACCCAAAGGCUGGUCCAGAUUGGGUCCAUAGUCUAUGUCUCACUUUGUUCUGGAGUUACUUUUUACCCACUCCACUUACCUGCUAUACUCCACAAGCACUCAUUUUACAGGGGUUUACUUGAUGCUAUGAGUGUAGAUGUACGCAUUCCGCAAAGCAGAAUUCGGCUUGCUCCUUAAAUCUGUUAGGAGUCAGCAUAGCUACAUCAAUUAACUUUCCUAUACUUGCUCCUCCUCAAAUUCUCCUUGCAGGCAUCAUGUGGACUCAGAAAAAACAAAACUUCAUAGUGUCCACUGGAGGUAAAUAAUGUAAAGUGGACAGUAGGAUCUUUACACCAUACAAAAACAAAUAUGGUUAGAUGACACAUCAAAUCCUGCCUAAGCUACUGCAUUCAUUAUUACAAUCAUGAGUGGUGAAGUUCUUUUCUGGAUUAUUAUUUAACAUAUGUAGGUCCCAAGCUGUCCUGCUUUGUCAGGGACUAACCUGAUGUCAUCUCAGGUUCUACCCUCUCCUCCGUCCCCAGCAAUUAGCUAUCUCAGGCAAACAAAAGAUGUUAAGUAAACACUUUUUUGGUAAGUGGAGUGAAAACAUGGCAUUCAGAAUGUUAAUAUGUGAUAUGCCACCUGGCAUUAAUUACAGCUUGGAGCCCAGCACAAGUUGCUUAUUUAGACCACUGGUUGAAGGUUUUUCCCCUACUAGAGAACUAAAUUGUUCAUCCAGAUGGAAUAAGUUGCUAUAUUGCUACAAACGUUAAUAGCUAACUGGAUAGGAUCUUAGGCUUGCAAUAGCCUUGAUUUGCUCAUGAGGAAAAACUGCUGAAGUAUUGCAUGUUAAGAACAAUGGUUUACUUAAGAUAACAGGUUGCCCAGCUUGAAGAAUGCUGAGUCCUGAGAAAUUCAGAGUAAAUAUUUAAAACAUGUGUAAUACUUGUACAUCCCAGUUCAGAAAAACAAAACUGAUGUGCAGCAUGUGAAGCCCAACAUUUGUAAGUCAAUGCUAGCAUGUAGUCUUGCUUAUAAAGAUGCUAAAAUUUGGAAUUAAUAAAUAAGAAUAGCUAUGCUGAAAAUCACACCCUACUGCACUUUAUCAACUGUAUCAGGCACCUUCGACUUUUAAUUUGCUUUAAUAUCAAAGACGGAGGCAGGGCUCUCACACUGGCUGCCAAGAAUAUUGGCAAACUAAUGCUGGGGCAAAAGAAUAGACUUUAGUGCCCUGGUGUUAAGCAGGUUCACAACCAGAGUAUGUAGAUGUAAUGGACAAUACUCCUUCUCCUUUGGAUGAACUACCCACAAUCCUGCUUACUGAUAUUUUCUCUGAAGAGAGGUAAUUUGAUACUUGACCCACAGGAGCCAGUGUUCUACACAGAGGAGCUAAUGCCAUAGAAGGCACUAUACCGUUAACUUGGUGACAUUUGUGCCUCUUUCCAAAGGGGAGUUCCCCUUUCCCAGGUUCUAAGGGCUCUCCCUUGAAGAUGGUGUCCCCCCCUCCUCUCUCUCUCUCUCUCUCUCUCUCUUUUUUUCUCUCAGAUGGCGAUUUUGCUGACAGCUGUAAAGAAACUGCUCCAUUCAACAGUCCACAUCUACCCUGAGGUGUCUGGCUUUGUACAACUUUGAGUUACAGCCACUUUUCAAGGCUCUUGAGUUUUUUGGUUUUUUAGUUAGCUCAAAACUGGCACUUUGGAUUUGCCCUGAAAAGUCUAUUGCAUUUAAGAACACAAAUCACAUGACUGCACAAACAGUUGAGAGGUUAAUACACAAGAAAAGCAAGAUGUAAAGUGCUAUUGCACAUAGGACUGAAUUAUGCAGUUUGAGAUAGACUGGAUUAAUUUUAAUACCAUUGGCCUCCUCUUUUUCAUGUGAUAUUGCUGUUAUUACUCACUCUUCCUUUUUGUCAACCAUUCUGUUGACUCUUCUCUCUCUAUUACCAAUGUCCUUUUUGUCCAUAUUCAUGAAUUGCAUAUCCAAUUCUGUAAAUGUUUUGUAAACAUAUUACCUCACGGUUGGUAAUAAGAAAGACAGUCUUUAAAAGAUUUUUUUAUUGUUAACAAUAAUAAAUGUGAACCGUUUGAAAAAAA
Pelodiscus sinensis (Chinese soft-shelled turtle) is the source of this 5140-nucleotide messenger RNA. The record is from RefSeq and is a predicted model, not a curated record. Lineage: Eukaryota; Metazoa; Chordata; Testudines; Trionychidae.